UCUCUGCCCAUAAUUUUUAUUUUUGAAUUCUAUAUAUAAGUCCAACUCUAUCCUUACACAUUCCAUACAAGAAAAAUCUAAACCCAAAUCCAUACGUUGUCUUCACCAAUUAAAAUGGCCACUGAAAAACUCCCAAAACCAUCCAAGUGGUUCUCUAGCAAGGGCCUUAGCCUCAGCUACCAGCAUCUCCGUUCAAAAUCUAGCUCUUCAAGAAGAUUAGACUAUGUUCCCAGCUCAAGAUUAAGCUCUCCUGAUUCUCCCACCUCACCAAAAAUUGUUAAUAAUAAUGCAAUUUCUAGGCAGGAAGAGCUAAGACAAGUGUUUGGUUAUUUUGAUGGUGAUGGGGAUGGAAAGAUUUCAGCCCUUGAACUUAGGGCAUACUUUGGCUCCAUUGGAGAGUACAUGUCUUAUGAAGAUGCUCAAGGGGUGAUCCAGGAGCUUGACACAGAUGGGGAUAAUUUAUUGGAUUUCCAUGAUUUCUUGAGGCUAAUGAAGAGGGGAGCAGAUCAAGAGGAUCUCAAGAAAGCCUUUGAGAUGUUUGAGUUGGAAAAGGGAGAUGGAUGCAUAACUCCAAGAGGGUUGCAGAGAAUGUUGAGUCGCUUAGGAGAUACAAAAUCUUUGGAUGAGUGUGUGGCUAUGAUUCAGGUUUUUGAUGCUGAUGGUGAUGGUGUGCUUGAUUUUCAAGAGUUUAAUCAAAUGAUGGCUUAAUAAAAGCUGUGCUAUCCACUUUGUGGCUUCUUUAAUUACCUCUAUUGUUCCAUAAUAAAAGAGCUCUCUCUCUACAUGCGAGUACUGUAAGUUUAAUUGUCGUCCAACCAUGUAAAAUCUUGUGUUUUCUUGACUUGAAUCCACUUGCUUUACUCUUUGAUUCA
Messenger RNA from Hevea brasiliensis (rubber tree), 872 nucleotides. RefSeq names its product probable calcium-binding protein CML41. Gene Ontology annotation, molecular function: calcium ion binding. Lineage: Eukaryota; Viridiplantae; Streptophyta; Magnoliopsida; Malpighiales; Euphorbiaceae. The record is from RefSeq and is a predicted model, not a curated record. The transcript has a single exon. The coding region runs from base 115 to 708 and encodes 197 amino acids.